GUCGCGCAAACAACAAGCAGAAGCUGACCUGGAAGCCCCGCUCGGCAGGAAGCCGUGGCAUCCGUGGCUCUGGCAGUGGGCCGGCAUGGAGCUGACCACGCUGUACGUUAUCCUGGGUGGGUUCGAGCUGUUUCCUCUGGUUCUGGCAGUUUCUCUAAGGGUCCAGCCCAACAGGUCUCAGUUCUUUUUCCGUGACUCGAUUCUUCUGGAGUGCGAUUUGGAAGGAAACUCUUCAGACUGGAGAGUUAAGAAAAGAAGAUAUGACUCGGUAGAAGUAGAAGACCAUUGUACAUCCUCUGCUCCAAAAUGCUUUUUGGACACUCUCUACCCAGUGGACACUGGAGAUUACUGGUGCGAGUCCGAGGCCGGAGAGCUCAGCGACGCUGUUAGCAUCAUUGUAACACGUGGCGCUGUGAUCCUGGAGAGUCCUGCUCUUCCGGUGACGGAGGGGGAAACUGUGACGCUGAUCUGCAGGAGUCGGGAUCUUUCCUCUUCUUCCUCCACCUCGUCCGGAUUCUCUUCAAACUUCUACAAGAACGACCUCCUGAUUGGAAGCACCUCGACAGGAAACCUGAGCGUCCUCAGUGUGUCUCGGUCUGAUGAAGGACUCUACAAGUGUAACAUCUCAGGGGUUGGAGAGUCCUCGCUCAGCCGACUGACGGUCAGAGCAGGGCGACCUGAGCCGACCACGGGCCCGCUCAUGACUCGCAUACCAUUUCCUGUGUUUGCUGUCUGCCUGGCGAUCGUCACACUGCUGCUGCUCGGUCUUUCCAUCAGAUGCACAGGUGAAGAUCAAGAAGCUCUUUUCUACACCACCGUCAUCUACACUCAGCGCAGCUCGGACACCUGCAGAUGUAGACUCCGGACCGACUUUGUGCUCCCCCCUGAACCUGAAGAGUGUCUGACACAGCAUACACACAUCACAGGGAUGUUUGGCCUGAAGCAGGAGAAAGAAGAGUUGAACGUCGUUUCCCGGAGGAGGUGUUGACAUGACUGACAUCGAUCAUCAGCUCAGUCUCACUUUGUGUCUCUUUGGGCCUGUUUACACUACAACACAGGGCUCGACAUUAUAAAUGGCCCGGUGGCCCGGGAGCGCUUUUAAAACCGUCUGGGCCAGUAGAUUGCGCAAUGCGCUGGCCCGUUGGGCCAGUGAAAAAUAAUGCCUUGAAAAUAAAUAAAUAAAUCAUUUCACAUUAAUUCCCAAUGGUACUGUGACAUAAACAUAGCGUUACGUGAUUCCAAUCAAAGAAGAGGUAUUAUUCCUUCUGUGCGCAGCAAGCGCAGAAAGCAGCUGCUGUCGCACACAGCAGAGCCGACUCGCUCCCGUGGUACAUGAACGCGCGUCACUCGCUCGCCUCGCAGUCAUCGCAGGAGGAGAAGAAGAGCAGAAGACGACGACACAAGUUCCACCUUAUAACGAUUAAAAAAAAAAAAAAAAAAAAAUGUUAUUCCAGGGUUUCCGCCAGACCUUGUCAGUCCGGGUGCCCCGCCCACGCUAAAUUCUGCAGCACCCGGACAACGGACAGGAAAUAAAUAAAUAAAUAACAGUGCCGCGCUCGUGGUUAAUUAGCAGUUGAGCUAUGAGUGAGCACCGUGCCGCGACCCCCGUCACACGCUCCCCCCUGGCCAAACUUAUCCUGCAGGAAACACUAAACCCCCAGGUCCCAGCCAAGCGCCUGGCAAAAAAGCCAAAGAAAAGAAAGUCAGAGGAGGAGAGGAGGAGGAGAGAGAGGAAGUGUUGCAUCGUGGCCGAAAGAACUCCAUACAACAUCUCCAAGUUUACUGACCACUUUACUUCAGUUGCACAGUCUGUUACAAACAGCUUCUUCUGAUCAUUCUAUAUUGUCUCUUUUAUUAU
Molecule: messenger RNA, 1858 nt
Organism: Salarias fasciatus (jewelled blenny)
Lineage: Eukaryota; Metazoa; Chordata; Actinopteri; Blenniiformes; Blenniidae
Product: low affinity immunoglobulin gamma Fc region receptor II-like
Exons: 6
Coding region: 86-988 (300 amino acids)
Biological process (GO): cell surface receptor signaling pathway; immune response
Cellular component (GO): external side of plasma membrane
Molecular function (GO): transmembrane signaling receptor activity
Source: RefSeq, a predicted model, not a curated record